CCUUGAGUGUUUUGAAAGGCGCUUUCUUAAAUAAAAUGUAUUAUUAUUAUUAUUAUUAUUAUUUAUUAGGUGUACAAGCCUUUUUGAGUCUGAUUAAGAAAAAAAACGAGAUGGGGAGGCAGAAGGGAAGAGGAGAGAUCUAGUGUGCAGAUCUUUACACUCCACAUGGAAAUUUUUCUUCAGCAUGACUCAGUCAGUAUCAUUCAUGUGUUAAACCAUAAAAACUUUGAAACACUGAUUUGAUAGGCAAUGAACAAUUGAUUGUCUCCUUUCAACUUAGAUAUAGAAACACAUGCUGGAGUAUCUUUGUCAGCCCGCAAUACAGCCAAGGUCAGAUCUCAAGUCGUUAGCCACCCUUUCACUGGGUGCAUAAAUCACUGUGGUGUAUCAGUAAUAAGGAAGUUUACCUGUUAAAAGGUCUUUUAAAGGCACUUCAGAAGUCAUGUGGCUCUGGUGAAAGGCCUCCGGCAUGUUCCUGUUAUUCAUGGUCUUAUAUUAACUCCCAUUUUCCCCAUUAAUAUGGCCAUUUCUUCUGAGCUCGCCAAUUCACUAACAUUCCCCCAUAACAAUUUGCAGCAAAGAGAAUCAUUAGAGACAUUUAUUUAAUCCGCUAUAUAACUCUGGGCCCAGUAUACUAGUCACACGUAGAUUCUCCCGUUAUCACACCGUUCCUCAGGAUUAUAUCUUAUUGCAAACAUAUGUUAUGAAAUGUAUAUUUUUCUAUUGGCCUACAUUAGCCUUAUCUUUUUCAGACUCUUUACAAUAUACACAUCAUAAUGGGUCUGAAACCUGUUUAGUGAGAACUUCCAUGUGGAUGUUUCCAAAUGAUUCAUCCAUAGGUCUGAGGAAAUACUAUACUUAAACUGCAACCACAGAACAGCAUAUGCUGUUACCCUGCUCUUCAGACAAUAAUAUUAGUAAUCAAUUCUCCAGCACUCAGGCAAUGAGCACCUUUAUCUCUCGUUUGGUGUUUAUGACUUGGUUAAUAGUUAAGCAAUGUCUUUGUGUCCCUUACGAUGGAGCAAGGACAUAUCUGACACCCCUUGUUCGGAUUUCUGAGGGUUGAUCCAGUAAGUUAGCCAAUAGCUGACAGCCAGUGUAUGACCCUGGGAUACAUGGUAUAAAGGUAAGCCAUCUGAAAGAAACCCAGCUCAUUUGCAAGGAGCUGAGAGUAUCAGAAGAGUUCUCUGCAAGUCUGAUCAUAGAUUAUAGCCUAGUCAUCAGUAAACAAGGACAACCACACCAAGCUGAUCCAGCUCUCUGCGCUUUUGAAACUUUUGGAUGUCUGAAGACUAGACUGUUCUUUUAUCCUUGACGGUUUAAAUCUGAGAGUCUCCCUCAGCAUUCUUGAUGGAGAGAUUCAAUUCUAACAAGGGGGGGCACAUCAACUCUGCCUAUGAUUCCAACCUGGAUGAACCUCCAGUUUAUGAGGAGACCAACGAUGACCACAGGACAGUGCGACCCUCCGUGAUCAGCGCCUUCGGUCAUGACACUCUGGACCGCGUGCCCCACAUUGACUUCUACCGCAAUGCAGGCAGCAUGAGUGGCCACAGAGCUGUGCGACCGUCCCUGCAGGAGCUCCAUGAUGUGUUUCAGAAGAACGGGGUGAUCUCUGUCCCAGACACAUUGGAGGACGAUGGCGAGAGGAGCAGUGGAACCCCCUCUGACGAUUUAGAGUCUGCUGCUCCCACUGACGAUAUGAAGGGCAUGGUAAAGUUUGGCUGGAUAAGAGGAGUCCUGGUGAGAUGCAUGCUCAACAUCUGGGGUGUCAUGUUGUUCAUCCGUCUGUCCUGGGUUUUUGGUCAAGCAGGCUGGGGUCUGGGAAUUGUGAUCAUCGCGCUCAGCUGUGUGGUCACCACCAUCACCGGCAUUUCCAUGUCGGCUAUUUGUACUAAUGGUGUGGUGAGAGGAGGAGGUGCCUACUACAUGAUAUCUCGCAGUUUGGGACCAGAGUUCGGUGGUUCUAUUGGUCUUAUUUUCGCAUUUGCCAAUGCAGUGGGCGUAUCCAUGUAUGUGGUGGGAUUUGCUGAGACAGUGGUCGACUUGCUCAAGGAGAACUCUGCUAUCAUGGUGGAUGAAAUGAACGACAUCAGGAUCAUUGGCUGUAUUACUAUUGUGCUGCUCUUGGGUAUAUCAGUUGCUGGGAUGGAAUGGGAGGCAAAGGCGCAAAUUAUUCUUCUGGUUAUCCUGCUGGUGGCCAUAGUGAAUGUUUUUGUAGGAACAGUCAUUCCUGCAACCAACGAAAAGAAAGCCCAGGGGUUUUUCAAUUACAGAUCCAAAAUCUUCUUAGAGAAUUUUACUCCAGCAUUUAGGGACGGUGAGACAUUUUUUUCAGUAUUUGCCAUCUUUUUCCCCGCGGCAACUGGGAUCCUGGCUGGAGCUAACAUCUCUGGAGACUUGCGGGAUGCCCAAGCUGCACUACCCAAAGGUACCUUGUUAGCCAUCCUGAUCACUGGUCUCACCUAUCUGGCAAUGGCUCUUUGUGUCGCUGCUACUGUUGUCCGUGAUGCCACAGGCAACUCAUCCAGCAUCAUAAAUCACACAACACCAGUAAUUUGCAACGGUUCAACAGCGGUUGCUUGUGAACUCGGCUACGAUUUUUCUUCCUGUGAAGUAGAGAAAUGCAAGUUUGGCUUGAUGAAUAACUUCCAGGUCAUGACCUUGGUGUCUGGGUUUGGUCCUCUCAUUAUUGCUGGAACAUUUUCAGCCACCCUGUCAUCAGCCCUGGCUUCCCUUGUCAGUGCGCCUAAAGUCUUCCAGGCACUGUGUAAAGACAACAUCUACAGGGCCCUGCACUUCUUUGCCAAAGGACACGGCAAAAACAACGAGCCAAUCCGUGGUUAUGUCCUCACAUUUAUCAUUUCUGUUGCUUUCAUUCUCAUCGGUGACCUCAACACAAUCGCUCCUAUCAUCUCAAACUUCUUCCUCGCAUCUUAUGCCCUCAUCAAUUUCUCCUGCUUCCAUGCAUCUUAUGCCAAAUCUCCAGGUUGGAGACCGGCAUAUAAAUACUAUAACAUGUGGCUGUCCCUGAUGGGAGCAUUGCUCUGUUGCGUUGUUAUGUUUGUUAUCAACUGGUGGGCUGCUCUGCUCACAUAUGGCAUUGAAUUCCUCCUCUACAUAUAUGUCACAGUGAAGAAGCCCGAUGUAAACUGGGGUUCGUCCACGCAAGCGGUGACGUUUGUGAGUGCAGUCAGCAAUGCUCUAUCUCUGUCAGGCGUGGAGGAUCACGUCAAGAACUUCAGGCCUCAGAUCUUAGUUCUGACGGGUUCGACACGAAGCAGGCCGGCUCUCCUUGACCUGGCUCACUCCUUCUCUAAGAACUAUGGACUGUGCAUCACCUGCGAAGUGUUUGUGGGCCCCAGAUCAGAGACCGUUGACGAGAUGAACAAUGCAAUGGAGAAGAACCAGUUGUGGCUUAAGAAGAAAAAACGCAAGGCAUUUUACGCUGCCGUGGCCUGUGACAACUUCAGAGAAGGGGCUGAGAGUCUGCUGCAGGCUUCUGGUCUUGGCCGUAUGAAGCCUAACACAUUAAUGAUAGGCUUCAAGAAAAACUGGAGGACUGCCGGGGCAGAAGCAGUUCAGAGUUACGUGGGAAUACUUCACGAUGCAUUUGACUUUGAAUACGGGACAGCAAUGCUGAGGGUGAACCAGGGACUGGAUGUGUCUCACAUUGUCGAGGCAGAAGAGGAGAUGCUAAGGGCAGCAAAGGAGCAAGAGGCUCUGGAGAAUGAGAUGAUGCCAAAUGGAGGGAAGGGAAAAGGACUAUUCAGGAAAUCCAGGAAGUCAUCUCAGCAAGUGCUCACGACCAGAGUGUCGGUGUGUGGCUCUCCACCGCCACAGGUUGCCAAAAUGAAUGAGAAGCUGGUGGAAGCCAGUCUUCAGUUCAAGAAGAAACAGCCCAAAGGCACCAUUGAUGUGUGGUGGCUGUUUGAUGACGGAGGUCUUACACUGCUCCUCCCCUACAUCCUCACUACCAGGAAGAAGUGGAAAGACUGCAAAAUGAGGAUCUUCAUCGCAGGACAGCCUGGACGCAGUGAUCUGGAUAAGGAGGAGAUGAAGGGCUUGCUGAAGAAGUUUAGAAUCAACUGCAGUGACAUUAAUGUCUUUGAUGACCUACAUAUCAAGCCCAGGUCUGAAAGCUUGAAGGAGUUACAGGAGAUGAUUGAGCCUUUCCGUCUGCAUGAAGGGUCCAAAGAUGCUGAUCAGAUUAGAGCCUUGCAGAAAGAGCAGCCCUGGAAGGUCACCGACAAAGAGCUAAGCGAGUUUGAGGAGAAGACACACCUCCAGGUACGACUGAAUGAGCUCCUCAAGGAACACUCCAGAUCAGCCAAUUUAAUCAUUGUGAGCAUGCCCAUAGCUCGUAAAGAAACGAUCUCUGAUUUCCUCUACAUGGCCUGGCUGGACAUCCUGACAAAGGACCUUCCACCCACCCUGCUCAUUAGAGGCAACCACAAGAGCGUGCUAACUUUCUACUCUUGAGCACUUUCCCUGCCAACAAUCCAAGUGUGAUAUAGCUAGAAAGGAAAAGGAAUGGUGUUGCCAUAAUGACAAGCCAUGUUUAAAUAAAAUGUAUAAGAAUAUUUAGUCUUCCAGGCCAGCAGAAAAGUGUAACACAAUCAAGCAUUUGUGGAUAACUCCAGCAUAUAAGCAUAUAUAUAGAGAGAUAUAUAUAGAUAUAGAUAUAUAUAUAUGCCCUCUAAGAAAGGACACACACACAACAAGUCUGUAUUUCCGAAAUUGAAUUUGCAAAUGUGAAAUGUGUCCAAAUAUGAAUGUAGCUGCUUAGAAAAACACAUAGUCAAAUCAAUUCAAAUCAGUUCAUAAACAAAGGCAGAGACACAACCACGGCUGUGCAAUGUCAGACUGUAAAAUAAUUGUAUAUAGUAGAUGUGUGUAUUCUAGAAAUGAUCAACAUCUUGUUAUUGGCAACUUUAUUAUCAGUUCUUUUUUAAACACUUGUUAUGUUCACUGUGUAAAAUACACUGCUGCCAUUAUACAGAUGUUUACCUUUCACGUGACAUUUUUUCAAUAUUUUUCAUGUUACUUUCAUAGUACACUUUUUAAGGGCAAUGGAAUAAGGUAGAACAUUAUAAAUCAGAUUAUUCUGUAAAUUUUACCCUUCCUAUUUUAGUCUAUCUAUUUAAGCACAUAAUGUUAAUCAGCUGAAAUAAAGAUUAAAAACAUU
Molecule: messenger RNA, 5185 nt
Organism: Haplochromis burtoni (Burton's mouthbrooder)
Lineage: Eukaryota; Metazoa; Chordata; Actinopteri; Cichliformes; Cichlidae
Gene: slc12a1
Product: solute carrier family 12 member 1
Exons: 26
Coding region: 1351-4479 (1042 amino acids)
Biological process (GO): potassium ion import across plasma membrane; chloride ion homeostasis; potassium ion homeostasis
Cellular component (GO): membrane
Molecular function (GO): sodium:potassium:chloride symporter activity
Source: RefSeq, a predicted model, not a curated record